This is a messenger RNA of Pyricularia pennisetigena, 300 nucleotides long. RefSeq lists its product as uncharacterized. The coding region runs from base 1 to 300 and encodes 99 amino acids. The record is from RefSeq and is a predicted model, not a curated record. The transcript has a single exon. Lineage: Eukaryota; Fungi; Ascomycota; Sordariomycetes; Magnaporthales; Pyriculariaceae.
AUGCAGCUGUCAAAACUCACAGCCCCAGUUAUCGUCUCUUUGGUGUUUUUGGCAAACGAGGUCGUUGCUUGGGACUGGUGCAUGGUGACGGUGUUUUACCAAGGCAGGACCAGUGGAGAGACGUUGCCAACAGCAAAGAAAGUUGGGUUGGUGCACACUUUCCCUGGAGAAGGGAGGGGAUAUGCUGUCUACAAGUUCAGCUUGGACCAUAAUUGUAAAUGGAAACAGGAGGGUCGACCUUUCCUGCAUGGGAUGAGACUUGAAACAGAGGGCUUUGUCCCUAAACCAAAAUAUGAAUAA